Molecule: messenger RNA, 4454 nt
Organism: Branchiostoma floridae (Florida lancelet)
Lineage: Eukaryota; Metazoa; Chordata; Leptocardii; Amphioxiformes; Branchiostomatidae
Product: QRFP-like peptide receptor
Exons: 7
Coding region: 472-2046 (524 amino acids)
Biological process (GO): neuropeptide signaling pathway
Cellular component (GO): membrane
Molecular function (GO): neuropeptide Y receptor activity
Source: RefSeq, a predicted model, not a curated record
GAGAAAUGCCAUUCUUGCUCCUUAUUUGGUACGAAAACGUCCCCCAUUGGCUAGAACGAAGAAUAUGGUUGGGUUUCAGUGACGUCAUGAACGCUUGAUAUCUCGUUCCAAAGCCACGCGAGAUCUGAGAUCUAGAGGGCUGUCCCAACGGUAUAUACGUGAGUGUAUAAAGCACAGACUUCGCAUUGGCUUUUCAGUAAGUUGGAGAACGAGGCAUUGUCCUGUCAUCUUUGCCUGGUGGACGGCACAGGAUUUUUCCAGCUCGGUGAGCAGACCCUCGUGUGCAAACAGGAGACAUAUGGUGCCGUCUUGUAAGACGGAAGACCUUUCAAUUAACUGUGCUCCGGUGUGAGGCGAAGCGACGAAAGGUGGUUUCAAGAAUCCUCGGCAUUCUGAAGAGUCUUAAGCAUGGUGCGGUGGUAGCGCUGACGGUAGCGCUGGUGGUAGCGCUAGCUACCUUUGACGUUCAGCAUGGACGAUUUUGAUCUGGACAGUCUUUUGGAGUCUUUUGCCACUGGCGACUUGCCAACGUUAGACACAGACUAUGGCUACAACAUAUCGUCUCAAGACAUUAAUACAUACGUAAAUAAUAUCUCGGACAAGGUCUUUCGUAAGUUCUACAACUACGAGACUCUGAAAGUAUCUUCAAACGCCCAAAUUGCCCUCAUUCUCGUCUACGGACUUGCAACAUUCCUGUCUCUCGUAGGGAACUCCUGCGUAGUUGUCGUACUGACUUUUGUCUCACAGAAAUGGACGGAGCUGAACAUUUUCCUAGUGAAUCUAGCCAUCGCGGACUUGACGAUGGCUCUCUUCUGUAUUCCCUUCACCUUCACGGAGGUCAUGCUACAGGACUGGAUGUUCGGGGAGACCAUGUGUCCUGUAGUCAGGUUCACUCAAGUCCUGUCCGUAUCAGUCAGCAUCUACAUCCUGCUGGCUAUAGGGAUAGAUAGAUACUACGCAGUAGUUCAUCCCUUGAAGAUACGGGUGACCCGCUCCCGGGCUAAGAUGGUCGUGGUGGUGAUUUGGAUCGUGUCCACAGCUCUGGCCUCAGUACAACUCGCUGUUUCUCGGACCUAUCCCUACUUCUGGGACGGUCUGGUCUACGAAAGAUGCGACGAGAUCAAGUGGCCCAACACCAAGUGGCAGUUGGUGUACACGCUGUCGCUCCUCGGGGUGACCUACGUGAUUCCGCUCAUCCUGCUGUGCGGGGCCUACAUCGGCAUCGGGCUGAAGAUGUGGGGGAGGCGGGCGCCGGGCAACUCCAACCGGCGGUGGGACCAGCAACACGAGCGAACAAAGAAAAAGACAAUCAAGAUGCUCUGCAUAGUGGUGCUGAUGUUUGCCAUAUGCUGGCUCCCCAUCCACCUCUUCACACUGAUCCUGGACUUCAAGGCUGAGCUGAUCAUCGGGAACAAGUACAUGGCAUUGGUGCUGUACUUCUCGGCCCACUGGCUGGCCAUGUCGAACAGUUUCAUGAACCCCAUCGUCUACAGCUUCAUGAACGACAAGUUCAGAAGCGACCUGAUGCGGCUGUUUGGGUGCUCACUGAAGAAGAAAGACAUGGUACUGACCAGAGACAAGCAAACUACCAUCAACUUCUCCGAGAGAAACGCCCUGCGGUACACCCUGAGCCGCUCUAGUGCUGUUGGAUCUGGAAGUGGGAGAUCCGUGGCCAUACAGACGAUGAACGGCUGCAGGCUGCACCGUGCCGAUGACUACGAGCUCCGCCCAUGCGCAGACACCAUCCAGGCCGCCCCUCCCCCUUCUUCUGAUCAUUCAACCACGUCAGAAGGCGGCAAAAGGAAUGGUGGGAUAGGAAGAACAUCGUCCUGGCCACCUCCGGAUUUGAAGGAGCUCUCCGAACGGCGCACCCCUCGCGUGAGAGCGCGACUGGCAUACUUCUACCUGAAGCAGAAAGUCACCAAGAAGAAUCCGAAGAAGAAGAAUACCUACAAAGACACACCGCCACGUGUGCUUUACAAAGUACAACAAGACGAUCGACUGAACAAUGCUACUUUCAUAGAGCAGACUGUUAGCAGUGUAUGAAUCUGUGAUUAUACAUACAUGUACAUAUGUCAAUAAACUAUUCAUAAAGUGAAAAUGAGUCAAAGCUAGGCAGAACCGGCCUCACUAUCUCUGAAGGAUAGUCAGUGAAGAAAAUUGUAAAUAGUGAACUAUUUUAAACAGCGACUCAAGUGUAAAUAAGGUAGGCUGGCACAGUUCAUCUCCCGCUUUCAAAACAUCACAUAUUAUAAAAACUUAAGACAUUUGAUAUUUUUAGGCACGUUAAAACAAAACAAAAAAGAAGAUAAGUCGCAUAAAUAGGCUUGUGAAAUAGACAAUAUUGCCACACUUACAGACAUGAAGUGCUCGGGGUUUAAUAUUGUUGAAAAUAUUGUUUAAGUUUGUUGGUAAAGUAACGCCCCUAAAAUUAGAAGUUUGGGAAGAGACAAUGUACUUGUAUACCAAGCGUAGCUUUGUUUACCCUAAUGUGUAAAGACUAUUGGGAAUUGUUGGAAAAAAAGUCCCUCGAGCACAUACAAAAAUUAUUCUACAGAGCACAUCUUUCAAAUCAACAGAGAAUUACCAUUAGAAAUGGUAUCAGUUAUAAGUACUUGAAAUCUAUUAUUCUAUGAGAGCAGGCGACUAUAAAACACAGCAUAUUCCCAUGUUGAGGAUCAUGAGUGCAUCAAUCAUGCUAGACGCCAGGUACAGAGGCGGCUCGGAGAUCAAUUUUCCGGUCGGCCGGCAAUGAAGAUGGUUAACCCGCUCGGGUCAGGCUGACCCCCGGUGUAAUCUUAUCCGAGAUGAGAUGCCAUUUCUCAAAGAUCAAUGCUAGUUGCGAUGAGCACAGUGGAGAAAAAAUAUUUCAUUUCUUUAUGUACAAUCGUAGAAACGCUCCUUGUACCAUAUAAUGUAAAUGUAUAAAUUGAUUUAACUGCUUGACAAGAAAUAGCGUUAAAUGUUAUUUUUUGUGUGAUGACUGAUCGCACUACAAGUUCUCAAAAAUCAUUCGAUGAUUAUACUCAUAUUAUUUUAUAGUCUCUAAUGCUUAGCCUCCUCACAAAAAUGCUAACUCACUCAGCAGAGUAAAUUACGUUGUUGAUCGCUGUUGCUGGUUUCAGUAUCAUCAAAUAGUAGUGUUUGUUUUCUCCUGUUUGUAUCUAACUAAAACGUGUUAUCCAAGACUUUUCAAGUAUCGGUUUUGUUGUAUAUAUAUCUAUGUAAAUCAUAAAUAUCAUUUGCGAAUUCGAGAACGACUAUAACUGUGUCUCUUUGCCAUGGAAACAAAGAAUUUAGUGAUAAUAGUAUUGAACGUCGUGUACUAAAGUAGUGGAAGCAUAAAAUGAAUAUCAUUCUAAUGAGUUACAUACUGUAAAAUGAAAUUGGAUAAUUUUUUCCUGUUUAUAGAUAUACCUUUGCUGUCUUAAAGUUAUAAAUCAUUUGUGCCAUGUGACUAGACGUAAGCGGACAGGGUUUGAUGAAACGGCUGUGCAGAUACAAACAUUGUUAUAAAUGCAACAUCUGUGCUAUAGUCACGAAAAUCAUAUCAUCAGAGUAACAUUCUAAGAACAGAAACACAACAGCUAUAUAAUAAGAGAGAUUUACAACAUGACCUAUGUGAGCUUUGACUCUGAGGUCACGUGACUGUCCUUCAGAGCUGAAGAAAGAUGGUGGCUGUCUACAAGACAGCUCCUCACCCCUGAUUCUACUCGCCAUUUGCAACAUUCUCGAUAAAUCUAAAAUAUAUUUACUUUUAACAAAAUUUAUUAAUACACGUCAUUUUGGACUAUAUUUUGUAAAGCAAUGACAAUUGAAGAAUAACGCAACUUUCACAUGCACAAUGUAUCUAUACUUUUACACAACAUCUUUGUAUAACUUUAUUCAUUCUCGAAAAUUACAUGCUGAAUGUCAGACGUUUAUGCUAUGGAUUGAAUUGAAUAGUAUUAUCAAAGAUUUAUGAAAUACAUCAGAAUUUUUAGAUAAACAUUCAUAUGGAAUCAAUGACCAAAUAGAUCUAUAAAGCAUUGAACGUUUGUACAUUAUAUACGGCUUUUGACUCUGUAUCAAUGUUGUUGCAAAGAAAUGACGUCGUCAAAGUGAACUGUACGUAUCUGAAAUAUCCUAAAUGUUUGAGAUCUCAGUAAUCAUGGAUCGGCAAUGGACAUGUUAGGCCGCGGUCACAUAGGUCGCGCGAUUGUCGUGCGAUUUUGAUGCCAUACUAAAGGAUUUUCAAGCAGGCCGUGACAGAACCAAGCAUCUGCAUGGACCCAAAACAGCUUUCUGUGCACCAAGACAGUUGAACUUUGCAGGAGACGUACAUUUUUGUCUUAAAAAAUGCCCGAAGUUUGCGAUCGUACGACGAUUGCAUGACCUAUGUGACGACACCCUAGUCGUACUUUGCUCACAGUGCUUUUGUCGUAUGUAUACGGAAACCUAUUUGUGUUUGAAUA